Molecule: messenger RNA, 3046 nt
Organism: Dunckerocampus dactyliophorus (ringed pipefish)
Lineage: Eukaryota; Metazoa; Chordata; Actinopteri; Syngnathiformes; Syngnathidae
Product: RPA-related protein RADX
Exons: 19
Coding region: 8-2359 (783 amino acids)
Biological process (GO): regulation of DNA repair
Cellular component (GO): replication fork
Molecular function (GO): single-stranded DNA binding
Source: RefSeq, a predicted model, not a curated record
AUCCAACAUGGCGGCUUCGGACUGCAUCCUCCGCAGAAUCUUGAACCGUUCCCGACACGGCUCAGAAAAGAGGUCAGAGGUUGUCUGCAGGGAGACGCUGUAUGUGCUGGACGUGUCUCGCUACACGCGAGACCUGGGGACAUCUGUCUACUUCCCGAACGCCGUCCUGACAGCGGCCGACUUGUAUGACAUCACACUCAGCGACCUGGACUGCCGCCUGCGAGUAACGCUGGAUCCAACUCUGAACCGGCUGGUGGAGAGGAACGUGCUGCGGUGUGGGGCGGCGCUGCAAACCACAGCCUUGGUUCCCGGUAUCACGUGCACCAGCUUCAUCAUGGUGCGUGUGGACGUCAAAGAUCAAGAGGCGGAGGUCAGGGUGUCGGACUGCGACUCGCUGCGCUGGGCCGCGUCCUCCGAAGUGUCAGGUCCUCUGAGGGCCAAUCGCAUGGUUUUCCUUCCUCUGUGGAACAACGUGGACUUCAGCGGCGCCGCCUGGCAGAAGACUCCUCCCUCCAUGGAAGAGGAGGAUGAAGAGGUGGAAGCUCGCCAUCCUAGCGUGACUGUGAAGGACCUGCGUGACGGAUACUUGUCCAAGUGCAUGGGUGUCCUGCGUAGUGUAAUACGCCGUCAGCUGAUCGUACGCAUCAUGACCAAGUCGCAGCUGCUGUACUAUGGCAGACAAGACAGCCAAUGCAGGUGUCCGUACAGGGCACUCUUGGAGGUGUGUGACCACACAGGAAGUGUGUGCGUGGUAUUGUGGAACAGCGUGUGUGUCACAUGGUACCGUCCUCUCAAGCCUGGCGACAUCAUCAGCCUGAGCUACUUCCGGGUCAAGCAGCUGUAUCAGUCUGAGUACGACGACAUCGAGAUCAGCGUAAACAGCCAAAAUCCCACCGCUCGCAUUGCUCUCCUCCCGGAAUCCUCUGUGGCGGCCAACUGCCUGCCGCCAGAACCCGCCUACAGCUUCUACAGCAGCAACGAGCUGCCGGAACGCCCUCACCAAUCCCUGUGUGAUGUCAUCGGCCUGCUCACCUUCGCGGGACGUGCCGAGCGCAUCAGGAGAAAAGACACUCUGGACGGAGGAGGAGGGACGGAGCUGUUGGAGUAUCGCUGGCUGCGGCUGGAGGACGGAACCAGCCCCAGGCCCAUCUGGGUCAAGCUCUUCUCCACGUCUCAGCCUGAAACUCAUAGCACGCUCUGCCCAUUGCUGGUGGUGGUGUGCACUCACUUGAUGGUGGUCCAGAAAGCUGGUGGUGUCUUCUACCUGACUACCACAAUGCACACGCAGCUCUACUGCACAGGUCAGGGCUACCACUCAGAGAUGAGUUAUCGCAAGGUGAAGGCGGUCCGGGUGUUCCUCAAGUGGCUGAAGCAUCAUGAUGAAGCGCGUGUGCAGCAGUCAGCUCUGAUUGGAGGAUUCUUCAUGUACCCUCCUCCUCCCACCUCCUUGGAAAUGUACAUGCAAGAUACCUCUGGUGAGCCAGCUUUCCUUAAAGGGGCAGAGCUUCUAAGGGAGAUGACGAAACUUUGUUAUAGGGAGCGACGUACCUUCUGUGUCCAGGCAACCGUUACCAUGGUGACAUACUGUCGCAGAGGAGAGGAAGAGCACUGCAUCUUUUGGACAGACACUUCUUCAACCCUCCCCCCCUCAUCCUCGCCACCCUCCUCCUCGUCCCCUGCUGGUCAGCUGACGGCCCGCCCACUGCUGCCCCCCAGUGCCAGCAGGCCGUGUAAAAGGAAGCUGCUGUUUCAUUCGGACUCUCCACAAAAGGGGCCACCUCAAGCCACCUUACAAGCAGAGCCCAGCAACAAAACAGUUGUUCUCUUUGAAGCUUCCAUGGAGUUUCUCCAAAAGACCAGCGAAGAAGACGACGAGGACGAGGACGAGGACGAGGACGAUGGGUCCUCUUUUGUCACCUGCCCCUCCCAUCCAGAUUUCCCGCACAUCGCUGCAGAGUCGCUGACGAUGCGCUACGACCCCGCCCACAAGGACCAGCAGGCGGUUGCCGUAGCCAUGGGAGGACGCCUGACUGCCAGUGGUGUCACUUUUGACUCACAGGAUUACUACACCUUCACGCUUAGAAUUUUGUCAGACGGUGUGGUCGUCUCCGCAAUCUUCCUUCCUCAGUCAAAGUCUUCCCUCCUCCUGCCGGCCUCCCUCCCCCACGCCAACACCUGGACCUCUAUCCUGUCCCAUGGUGCCUUCUCCUCACACACACACCCACCCUCACCAGGUGACCUCAUUGCCAUAGCGCCGCUGCUGGCCAAUAAGAGGAUGGUGUGCUUAUUGGAGGCAUGUCAUCUAGGCGGAGACUCCAACGAAGUCGUCCUGAGUCGAGCGUACCUGCUGAGCAGAUGACGUGAGCAGAUGACCCCGUUGUCACCCUUUCAGGGUGUAUGUACUUUAGUUGUUGGUUUAAAAGGUUGGAACGCAGUGUGUAUGUAUGAAUGCUGCAGUACAGUUAAUUGGUUCCAGACCUGACCAUUAUAAGCGAAUUUCUGCGAAGUAGGAUUCCUUAUUUAUAAACAGAAUAUUUCCAUAGUAAGAGCAUCGAAAACCCUCUUCAAUGUAACAUUACUGACACCUAGUGACCAGUGUAGAAUACUACACAUUACAUCUUUGCGUCUUCUGGAUGUCUCUAUACAGUAUUUGUAUUUUCAUUCAUUUAGCCAUUUUUGUGCUUGAAGAAUAUGUUAAAUUUGCUUUAAAAAAUAUGCAUUUUUUGGCAAAUAAUAAGACGUCAAUCACAGCGAUAAUUUAUUAUUUUUAGUUAUAUUUUUGUUAUAAUUUAUUGUUGAAAAAACAUGAUAGAGUGAAGCCCUGAAAUUCGAACUUUAAAGUUUGAACUGUGUGCGUGUGUGUUAUACAUAAGGAGUCUUGAAGUAGUUGGAAUGUUACAUUUGUAGACUGGAAAGGUUUAAACUGUUGCUGUAACACUGAGUUUGUGUGUGUGUCAUUCAGAAAUGUAGACGUUGUAAUGAUGUGUGUGUUUGCUGGACGAGUUGUGCACAAAGAAAAAGCAAUAAAGUGCAUUCUUUGUCUUUU